Messenger RNA from Colletotrichum orchidophilum, 1590 nucleotides. Its product is annotated as phosphatase DCR2. Lineage: Eukaryota; Fungi; Ascomycota; Sordariomycetes; Glomerellales; Glomerellaceae. The transcript is spliced from 2 exons. Gene Ontology annotation, molecular function: phosphoprotein phosphatase activity. The record is from RefSeq and is a predicted model, not a curated record. Bases 1 to 1590 code for a protein of 529 amino acids. Gene Ontology annotation, cellular component: cytoplasm.
AUGAAGCACAUCAACACGGUAAUUACCGAUCUUUCAGUCACUUUCUGCUCUUCACCUGGCGCCCUUGCCAAAUGUUCCCUGAAGCAACAAACAUGGAAUCGCAUCGACAAGGAUCUUUACCUUCACGCUAGCGAACAGAACGCCUGGAUAUACCUAGAAGAAACAAAUGAGGCUGACAUCACCAAUGACAGUCUGGUCAUCACGGAUAUCCAUGUUGGCCAAGCAAAGCCCGAUGGUGGCCUCGAAGACAAUUGGGAGCAUCGAACGUGCGGCAUUUGGGUCCUCAGAACUUCUUAUUCCGAUGAUGGUUUUCGGAUUCUGACAGCCAUUGACGUGCUUUUCGGCACGGAUGCGGUCGAACCACGACCAGGCUGGAUGCUUCUGCCCACAUCUCUCCAGCUUGAGGAUCAGCCAGAUGUUCCUGCACCAAGGCUCUCUGUGCGAUUUGGUCGGCCAAAAUCCCGGCCAGAUGACGCAAGCACGCCGUUGAGUGUCAACGGGGACGGAACCUUCAAGAUUGUCCAGAUUUCUGAUACGCAUAUGGUCACCGGCCCCGGUGUUUGCAACGAUGCUAUUGAUGCAGACGGUCAACCUUUGCCUAGCAUGGAGGCUGAUCCGCACACGGUCGAGUUCCUCGGCGCAAUUUUGGACCUUGAGAAGCCUAACCUUGUCAUUCUCAGUGGAGAUCAAGUCCACCACGAUGUUCCCGACACCCAGUCCCCCCUCUUCAAGGUCGUGUCACCUUUGAUCAGUCGCUCGAUUCCUUUUGCGGCUGUUUUUGGCAACCAUGAUGACGAGGGCACCCACGCAUUAUCACGGAAAAAACAAAUGUCGAUAUUGCAAGAUCUUCCAUUCUGUCUCGCACAACCAGGUCCCGAGUCUAUUGAUGGCGUCGGGAAUUACCAUCUCCAGGUUUUCUCCCAUGACAAAAGUGAAGUUCCAGUAGCAACAUUGUUCUUUCUCGACUCACAUGGACAAAUCUCCAGCAAAAUCAAGAAUCCCGACUACGACCCAAUCCAGCAGAGCCAAAUUAAUUGGUUCACCUCCAUUUCGCAAGAUCUGAGAAAGAGCCGUAUCGCAGAGGAUGGAGGAGACUUUCCUCAUCUUUCUCUGGCUUUCAUGCAUAUCCCUUUUCCUGAAUACGCAAGAAAUGAGCUCUUGAUCAGUGGCGGCAAGCGGAGAGAACCAACCGAGGGCCCAAGCUCCAACACCCAUUUCUACGAUGCCUUGGUACAGGAAGAGGUGGCCGCGGUGGGCUGUGGACACGACCAUGUCAACGACUUUUGCGCAUUGUUGCCAGAUACCCAACAAGGCCUGUCGGCUGAAAACGGCGACCAAUCCGGAAAGCUUGGCCCUUGGCUAUGUUACAAUGGUGGGAGCGGAUUCGGGGGUUAUUGUUCCUACGACGAGAAUCGAUACUACAGACGGACACGCGUUUGGGAAAUCGACACGAAAAAAAACGACUUGAAGACCUGGAAGCGUAUCGAGUACUCCAAUGAUCGAUUUGAGGAACUCAUCCUCGUAGAGGGCGGCCGCAUCAUUGCUCCUUCGACCAAACCUGACGUCGGACAUACAUGUAUAAGUCUGUAG